UUCAUUGCGAUUGUUACAAAAACAGCUCAUAAACGGAUCAUCCCGAAAAGAAGAGUACAAAAUAGAGGCCUGCUGGUGGGAAGGACAAUAUUAACUGAACAAUAAGUCACAGACAACUAACAAUGCGCACCUUUCAAUUUCUGAUUUUUCUGGUUCUUUCCGGCAUCGUCGUUUCUUCAGAACAGAAGAUAGCAGCGGAAUCGACGAAAGAGAAAGUGAAAUAUCGCAAGGAUGCCAGCGGUGACAAUGAUAGUAAUGAUGUUGAACUCGAAGUGAAUCCGGAGCGGAAGGGGGGAGGUUUUUAUCGUGACGACCUCGAAAAAGGAGUGAUGGACGACAUCAAGCUCGACAACUCAAAAAUUAAGAAGAACCGGGUCAAUCAAAGAAACAAGAACCUCAGAAAGGAGACUGAAAAAGUCAACUUUGUCUACGGGCUUGACGGUGAGCUAGAGCCCGUUCUUUCCAAAGAUGAUUUGGAGCGUCACAUAACAGAAAACCUUCUUGAAGAGAAGGAAGCUAACGCGUUGAGAAGGGCGGGACCGUUGCCAAAAGGCAUUUUUGACGAGAGGAGAUCUGGGACUGAUGGCCAUGGCGGUGUGGUCCUGACAGAAGAAGAAUUGGAGGAUAUUAUCAAGGAGAACAACAUCGACGACCAGGAGGCCGAAGUGUUUCGCGCGUUGCGUCCCUACAGCUACUACAACUAUCGCGCACCAUCUUACUCUUACAGGUCCUCUUCUUACUACCGUGGCUACUACAAUUCGAAGGGGGGUAAAGGAAAGGGCUACGGAAAAGGAUAUGGAAAGGGUUCGAAGAGCUACUACGGAAAAGGAUAUGGGAAGGGUUCGAAGAGCUACUACGGAAAAGGAUAUGGAAAGGGUUCGAAGAGCUACUACCAACCUACUAGUAAGUAGUUGUGUCCAACAUUGAAUAUGUUGUCGCCUAUUUCCAUCACUCUCGUCAUCCUCAGUUUUUGUACGGUACAACAAUGAAUUGUUGUGUGUGUGCAAGUGUCCGCGAAAGUUUCUGUUAGUUGAAGUUGUUCCAUGUAUAUGCCUCUUCUCACGACGUUUACAAUCCUAAUUGUUUUGUCGCAAACAGCUUAUUCUUACACAUCCUACAAUAACGGGUACUCAUAUGGCCAUCGGAAGAGGUCGUACCAGUACUACUAUUUUUAUUGAAGUUAUUACGCACUCUACGCGUAUUCUUUCUACUGUUUUCAACGCACACUUCAAUGUUAGUAUAGAUCAAGCAAUGAUUUGAGGAAUGAGAGGAUGGAAUGGAGAAGAGUACCCAUGGAACAAUGGAGUCUUAUGUUAUUUCUUUUGCUCUGAAGACUCAAUGCAAGCCCCACCAAAGCUGGAUUUCUUCCUGUUGAAAUCAAUGAUUUAUCCGAUGCUGAGAUUCAUUUACCACAAAGUCAAAACUAGUGCUGAAAUUGUUUUUUGAUUUUAUGAGGUAUCCAUAGAUAACUCAACCCAAUGUAUAUAUUCUUCAUAUAUGAAAAAGCUAGUCACACAGACCAUAGGUUGAAACGCUGAUGAUGAUGUAAACUAGCUUUAAGUACUUUUAUUAUGAGCAAUAUUUUCUUCUAGGAAUUCAAGACGUACUGUUUGUUCAAAGGGAUUUUUGUAUGCUCCCUCUGACUCAAUAUUUUCAACAGUGUUUAAUACUAGGAAGUGAAUAGCUUCCUCCUCUUUGUAUAUAUGGUCACAAUGAACUGUUCAAUUAUGCCUGGAGUAUUUGAAUCCAACAGGAUACAGCCUUUUGUUUCUUAUUUGCUUCUUUCAGUCGCUUCUUGAAACAUUUGCAUCACUCUCCUUCUUCAGAACUAAAAUACUCCUAGGCAAUUCAGUUUUCCUUUACCUGUAACAAUAGAGCACUGACUUGAGUAUUUCAUCUUUGCAAUAGGAUCUUGACAAGCUAUUGUAUACAGUUCAGUUGAUGAUUGCAAUUCUUCUUUCUAAGUACACACAUCUAUCAAUUUCUCUUCAUUAACGCCUCCAUGAUUGAAUACAUUAAUGGCUGCUCAUUUUCCUUUAUUGCACAUGUUACUUCCAUAGGGAAAGUCCCUUCCGUUAUCAAUGCUGAAUGUCUCAUUGGAAGCAAACAAAAGAAGGUUUCUGGGAAGAUUCACCAAGUCUUGGAUUUAUGGAUUAAGUCAAGAGAGAGAGAGAGAGAGAGAGAGAGAGAGAGAGAGAGAGUUAUGUAGCUCCCUUGCCAGUCUGACUUCAGACAAGGGGGAGUGAGCUACAUCUAAUAACCCUUUUGUAGUACUACAAACAGAUGACAGCUCCCAUCAUAGCAUGAAGGCCACCUUUCUUGUCCAUCACAACAUUGCAUACACUUUCUGAUUUAUUUCCAGUUUUGUUCUUCAAGCUUCUUUUUUGUGCAUGUUUUCCCGUAUGAGGAUAAACUUCAGUGUCUUCCUUAUAUAGAUGGGAUAUAGUCUAUAUGCUAUUGUUUUGGUCUAUCAGGUGACUUAUUGUUUUACUGCAACCCUCUGAAAUUUUCAAGGGCCCUUUAGUGGCCUGCUCUAAUUAUGGGAUCCAAUCCUUUGGGCUAUAAGUUAUUUGAAUUGUAUUUGCUAUGAGGCUUCUGAGAAUGUGUGAGCUUCUGGAUUGACUUCUUCGGUUGCACCCAAUUCAUGCCUACCAUUUUAUGCCAGAUUUAGUAUUAACAUGACAGAAAGAAUCAUACUAACAAAAUCUGAAGAUGAGAAAACGAAAUACUAUUCUGCCUGCUGAAUGGGAUGAGAAUGCUAGUUGUGUCAAUUGAUUGGAACUACAACACACGAAAAAAAUAUUUCUUUAUCUGAAACACAAUGAUCGUUGGCAAAUAAUAGUUCCUCUACUCAGUUGGUUCACUACAAAUCAAACAUCGCUGGUUUCUUGCAAGCAUAUAUGCAUUCCUUACACAAGAAGAGUAACAUAAUGUCGAUGAAGGCAUCCAAAAAGGCUUAGCAGCAGCUUCGAUUGUCGUUCUGGGGAGCCGCAAGAGGAAAGGCCUCUCGUUCCGGCUGCGGUGGAUUCUUCGGUAGUUUCUUCGCAAUUUCUACAAACAGCGCCUUCACGUUGUUAGCAUUCUUUGCCGAUGUUUCCAAAUGCAGGAUGCCGUUUUCUUCCGCGUAAGAAUUGGCCUCCUCAAACUCGACCUUACGUCGAGAUUCGAGGUCCGCCUUGUUUCCAGCCAGGGCAAUCACAACAUUAGGAUCUCCGCGACGUUGAAGCUCUUUUACCCAGGACUUGGCACCAGUGAAGGAGUCCGGAUUGGUAAUAUCGUAUACCACAAUAGCAGCUGCAGCACCUCUGUAGUACAUGGGAGCUAACGAACGGUAGCGCUCCUGCCCAGCAGUAUCCCAUAUUUCAAACUUCACAGUCGAGUCAUCCAAUGCCACUGUCUGCGUUAAGAAGGCAGCUAUUUUCCGCGAUAAACAUGAAUUCCGUUG
This is a messenger RNA of Pseudo-nitzschia multistriata, 3445 nucleotides long. NCBI's taxonomy places the organism in Eukaryota, Bacillariophyta, Bacillariophyceae, Bacillariales, Bacillariaceae. The record is from the annotation of a GenBank genome assembly.